This is a messenger RNA of Mitosporidium daphniae, 867 nucleotides long. RefSeq lists its product as uncharacterized. The transcript has a single exon. The record is from RefSeq and is a predicted model, not a curated record. Gene Ontology annotation, biological process: RNA processing. The coding region runs from base 1 to 867 and encodes 288 amino acids. Gene Ontology annotation, molecular function: RNA binding; RNA methyltransferase activity. NCBI's taxonomy places the organism in Eukaryota, Fungi, Microsporidia.
AUGAAAAGUAGCCGCCGUCUAUCACACUACAUUUCUCUGGCAUCAAGUGCAUCAUAUAGAUAUGCCAGCGGAACUUAUUUGCUGGAAGGCUCAGAGCUAAUACACGAAUUCGUUUCACAAAACUCGCCCGUUCACGUCAAGUCGCUGUGCAUGAGUAGAGACUUUCACUUGAAUAAACUUCCCAACCUCGCUGGCGAAAGAAAAGCCGCUUUGGAAAGUGUUUUGGCAAACUUUGCUGCAAACGAUCCGGCAUAUUUGAAGUCGUAUCAAAUUAACAGAAUCACAGAUAGCAAUUCUGAGGGCAUAGUAGCUGAGAUUGAAAUGAUCGACCACAAAUUUCCAAAGAAAAAUAUACUUAUCCUUGAUGGAAUCAGAAACCCUGGAAACAUGGGGGCGCUCCUAAGAUCCGCCGUGUAUUUCAAUUGGGAUACGGUGGUCGUGAUUCCAGAAGCAGCGGAUCCAUUUGGGGUUGCCUGUGUAAGGGCCGCCAGAAACGCACAAUCUUAUGUUGGGAUUGAAACUAUCAAGCCCGAAGGUCUUGAAGAAAUAUUUUCGCCCGAUAGAACGCUUUUUUUAGCGAUUCCCAGCCCGGUUGAGCGGUUGAAUUUGAACGAGUAUGGCGACCUAAUGAAGGCCGGCAGCAAGGUGCUGAUAUUGGGCUCUGAGUCGCAUGGAAUUUCCGAAAAGCUCCGAAACCACUGCAGAGAAGCAAAAAACGUCUACGAGGUGAAUGUGUUAAAUUUAAAUCCAAAACAAAUGGAGUCUUUAAAUGUCUCAAUAGCAGGGUCCAUAUUAAUGUCCAAAUUGCAGGACCUUAAUGCUAAUGAGGCGGUUCAAAUUUCGAAAUUAAACCGGUCAAAUGUUUAA